Synchiropus splendidus (mandarinfish) is the source of this 2465-nucleotide messenger RNA. Its product is annotated as gap junction gamma-1 protein-like. NCBI's taxonomy places the organism in Eukaryota, Metazoa, Chordata, Actinopteri, Syngnathiformes, Callionymidae. Gene Ontology annotation, cellular component: connexin complex. The transcript has 3 exons. Gene Ontology annotation, biological process: cell communication. Bases 170 to 1333 code for a protein of 387 amino acids. The record is from RefSeq and is a predicted model, not a curated record.
ACGCCAGGAGCGAGUCACAGGAGGGAAACCUGGAUGGCUUGACAUAAAAGCGGGAGUUUUUUUUGUUGUUGUCCUAGAGUCCCGGUCCAGCCGAGCGCAGCCUCAGGAGAGCAACUUGUGGAGAGACGCAGCAGCUUCCAGCGCGAGACAUCCUGGUUCUUGAGGCAAAAUGAGUUGGAGCUUCCUUACCCGCCUGUUGGAUGAGAUUUCCAACCACUCGACGUUUGUGGGCAAAAUCUGGCUCACACUCCUGGUGGUGUUCCGGAUUGUGCUGACCGCCGUCGGUGGCGAGUCCAUCUACUACGAUGAACAGUCCAAAUUUGUGUGCAACACGAACCAGCCCGGUUGCGAGAACGUUUGCUACGACGCCUUCGCGCCGCUUUCGCACAUCCGCUUCUGGGUGUUUCAGGUGAUCCUGAUCACCACACCCACCAUCAUGUACCUGGGUUUUGCCAUGCACAAGAUCGCCCGCAUGGACGAUGACGACUACAAGCCACGGACCAGGAAGCGCAUGCCCAUCGUCAGCAGGGGCGCCAACAGAGACUACGAGGAGGCGGAGGAUAAUGGGGAGGAGGACCCCAUGAUCCUGGAGGAGAUUGAGCCAGAGAAAGACUCCAAGGAAGUGGUGGAGAAGCCCUGCAAAAAGCACGAUGGCCGCCGGCGUAUCAAGCGUGACGGCCUCAUGAAGGUUUAUGUGUUCCAGCUGCUGUCCCGUGCCAUCUUCGAGGCCUCCUUCCUGUUUGGACAGUAUGUCCUGUAUGGACUGGAGGUGAAGGCCUUUUACAUCUGCUCACGCUCCCCCUGCCCACACACAGUGGAUUGUUUCGUCUCACGUCCCACCGAGAAAACCAUCUUCCUCCUCAUCAUGUAUGGCGUCAGUGCGCUCUGUCUGCUUUUCACCUUGCUGGAGAUCCUUCACCUGGGCUUCAGUGGGAUCCGCGAUUGCUUCUGCGCCCCUCGGCCUAACCGAGCCACUCCUCGCCACUCUGCUCUUGCCAGCCAAAGAUCUUCCAUCAGCCGCCAGCCAUCCGCCCCCCCGGGCUACCACACGGCUCUGAAGAAGGUCCCGCCAAGUAAACUGGGCUUCAGAGAUAACCUGGGCGACUCCGGUCGCGAGUCUUUUGGAGACGAGUCUUCUUCAAGGGAGUUGGAGCGACUGAGGAGACACCUGAAAUUGGCCCAGCAGCAUCUGGAUAUGGCGUAUCAGAGUGAGGAGGGCAGUCCAACAAGAAGCAGCAGCCCGGAGUCGAAUGGCACAGCUGUGGAGCAGAACAGGCUCAACUUCGCUCAGGAGAAGCAGAGUGGCACGUGUGAGAAAGGUCUGCGUGCAUGAGUUGCCAUAACCCCCGCGAACACUGGUUAUAGAUUUGGACUUGCAGGAGGACAUAAGGGAAUCAAACCGGGGGUGUAACUGUGUGUGUGUGUCAUGGCAGACUCACUUGAGGUGAAUGAAGUCACCCCAAGCCUCUGAAGUGUUGCAGGGUAGUCGUGGCCUACCAGAAGAUCCAAAGUGCUUCCAACCCACUGCUCAGUUGAGCGUCACGUGAACUUCUCCCUCAGGGCAGCUAUACUAUUUUAUGUAAGUCUUAGAACUAAGAUAUUUUUAAGGCUCUUUUCAUUCAUCUCAAUUUCUACACAACUGGAACUUUAAGAGAAGGCCAAGCCGGUUCUGCAAGAAAAAAAAUAAAGUGAGUCAGUGAGAUGUUGUAGAUGCAGUGUGACGGACAAGGCGCCACUCACGAGGAAAUGGUACUAGAGUGAUUGUUAGGCUGAAGACUUUUGAUAUUGUUUGUCCAAACUUUUCUUUUUUGUUUUUGCCUCCAAGCGUGUUUUUUCCAAGCGAUGUUGGCAUCGCACCAGUCAGCAAUCCCAAGUCUGGUGCCAGCUCUGGGAACUGGAACAUGGUUGGGAUACCUUUGUCCAAAGGAUCAAACAAACCUGGGUAAUGCUUGAAUAACAUGUAUUUCUUGAUAUUGUGUUGUAUUUGAUACUGUAUUUUGUAACUUGGGAGGAUUGUGACGUUGAAAAGAAGCUGUCCCUUUGUCAGCAUUUGUUUCCUGUAAUUUUUUUUUUUUAACUUUUGUCUAUCGUUUUGACAUUCACUGCUGUCUUAGCUUUCAAAAGCCUGAAUCCCGCCUGUGGGUGGUGUGUUCUGAAAAAAAAAAGCCUUCUAAAGAUCAAGUGGAACUAUUGACUGUAAAGUCGACUUAACUGUGUUGCUGAAGUUUGUCGUGUUAGGCGUCAUGCUGUGUGCAUAUCUAACGUGUCGAUUCUGAGUUGGUUGUGAUGGUUGUAAACAUUUCCAUGUGAAUUCACUAUGCCUUGAACACGCUCCACCACGACAGCGUUUUGAAUCAUACCCACAGUGCCAUUAAUGCCACCUCAGAUACUGUCAUCUCAAGUUAUUUUUGAACGAUGCUUUUUGUACUUUUAUACUUUUUCUAUGGAUAGAACUUUUGUGUGUA